AACAACCAACUAUUUUCAUUAUAGCUCUUAAAAGAAAAAGAAAAUUAAAAUUUAACUGCAUGAAAUAUGGCCAUCAUCGACACUAUAAAAUCUAUUUUGUCGGUAAAACUCAAACCGAGGCACGACACUUAUACAGAUCAAUUUUCCCGAAUAUUUCUCGUUAAAGUCUUAAUGAUCAGUGCUUUGCUCGUCGGUUUAAAUUGGUACAACGAAAAAGCAGAUUGUAUCAUUCCAGCUAAAUUAGGUCUAGAUGGCAAAUUCGCAGCUCAAGCAUGUUGGAUCAACGGAUUUUACGUUUACGAAGAAAUCAGAUCGCAUGCAAACGAGGUGGGAUUUUAUGGUAUACCCAGAAAUGCAAGGUUUGAUGGCAGGUAUCAGGAAGGAGAACUUUGUGAAGUUGGGGGUGACCAGGCUAAUCGUAACAGAGCCUGUAUGCCUAUGAAGAAAACUUUUUUUCUGCAAUAUCAGUACAUGACGUUUGUAAUGGCAAUACUUGCAAUGUUCUACUACAUGCCAUACGCCAUUUUCAGAUUGGUUAAUCAAGACAUUGCCUCGCUCAAAGGAUCACUUAAAGAUUCAACUGCUGACGUCAUUGUCAACACUUACUUUAACUAUCAAGUCAACACAGUAUCUAAACUUCGAGGACGUAUCCUUGGUAACCUUGGCGUCAAAGUUAUCUACAUCGUCGUCAACGUUGCAGCUUUUAUAAUCCUUGACGGAAUUCUUAAUGGCGUAUUUCGAUCUUAUGGGCCUGCAUGGAUGAACUGGUCGAAGUUAAAUAAUACGAUGGCGUAUGAUUACAUGGGUAAGAGAAACUACCCAAAGCCUGGAAACGAGCUGCUUCCAACAUUUGGCUUCUGUGAGGUCUUCGAAAUUGCUAAAGAUGUCCUUCACACAAAAAUUAACAGACACAAAAUCGUGUGCGAGCUGAGUCAACAUAUUUUGUACCAAUACGUGUUCAUCAUUUUGUGGUUUGCAAUGGUGUUUGGGAUUGUGGUUUCUGUGAUUGGAUUAUUGGUACAAAUUGUUGGUCACUUAGUCACUGUUCUCUGCUUCCAGAAGGCUGGAAACCAUGCUAGACAAAUGUACAAUGCAUUGACUCUACGUGAAUGCGAAUAUCUAGAGUUCAUACGUCGAAAGAACGUUCCAGUUUAUGGUCAAGUCAUUGAAAAACUGAAGAAGGACCGUUUAGGCGGCUUGACAACAAAACAAUCCUCAUUCGUUGAUGACAACCACAAUGGUAAAAACGCAUAGCAAUCCGUUUUACGAGUCAAGUUGCCAUUCGUGUCACUGCAACAUGAAACCACAGAAUUUGCAGGAAUAAGUGUUUUGGAGAGUACGCACCAUAUUUUUAACAGAUUUUUUAGGUGUAGAUAGUUUGUCGCAGCUUUACUCGUAUUGAUAAUGAUCACUUAGUGUGUAACAAGCCUUAGAAGCGUGUAUAAUUUUUGUCAUAUAGUAUUUUUACUAUUUGAAAAGAUACUUUUUGUAUAUUGCUGUAUUACGAUAUAUUUUUUACUAUAUCAUAUAAUAUAUGUUUUGUCAGUGA
Molecule: messenger RNA, 1549 nt
Organism: Hydractinia symbiolongicarpus
Lineage: Eukaryota; Metazoa; Cnidaria; Hydrozoa; Anthoathecata; Hydractiniidae
Exons: 5
Coding region: 67-1254 (395 amino acids)
Source: RefSeq, a predicted model, not a curated record